UCAACUUAAACUUCAUUAGAGUUCAUCAUCUGAAUCCAUCAUCACUCUCAUGAACAUGAAAGGGGACACCAUAGUUCUCUACCCUGCCAUGGGGAGUGGACACCUUGUCUCCAUGGUUGAGCUAGGCAAGCUCAUCCUAACCCACCACCCUUCCUUAUCCAUCACAAUUCUCAUCCUCUCCCCACCCAACAACAAUCAACAACACACUCCUUCCACCACCACCACCACCGCCACUGCCUUCAGCCACGACGCCACCUCCCAAUACAUCACCGACGUCUCUUCCGCCAUGCCCUCCAUCACCUUCCACAACAUUCCUCUCCCACCCAUCCCCGCCACCGUGCCGCCUCACUUGCACACCCUCGAACUCUCCCACCUCGGCAACCAACACGUCCACCGCGCCCUCCGAUCAUUCUCCAAAACCACCAACCUCAGAGCCGUUAUCCUAGACUUCUUCAACUUCAAAACCAUCCAGUUCACCCUUGACAUCCCCACUUUCUUCUACUACACUUCUGGUGUUUCCACUCUUGCUGUCUUGCUAAACUUCCCCACCCUUCACAAAAACACCACAAAACCCAUCAAGGACCUUCACAUGCAUCUUCAAAUCCCCGGGUUACCACCAAUGCCCACUGAUGAUUUCCCUGACAAUUCGAAAGACCCUGAGAAUCCGAUUUACCAUGUCACCCUUGAGUUGGCGAAAACCAUGAGAAACAGCUUCGGCAUUAUCGCAAACACCUUCGAUGCAAUUGAAGAAAAAGCCAUCAAAGCUAUAACUGAAGGCUUGUGCGUACCGGAUGGUAACACGCCACCAUUGUUCUGUAUUGGGCCGUUGAUUUCCACCACGUACGGCGGCGAUGAGAAAGGGUGUCUGAGCUGGCUCGACUCGCAGCCGAGUCAGAGCGUCGUGUUGCUGUGUUUCGGAAGCAUGGGGAGAUUCUCGAGGACCCAGUUGAGCGAGAUUGCUCAUGGGUUGGAGAGGAGCGAGCAGAGGUUUCUGUGGGUGGUGAGGACCGAGUCAGGUCGCGGUGACUCGGAGGAGGAGGAACCGAGUUUGGACGAGUUGUUGCCGGAAGGGUUUUUGGAGAGGACGAAGGAGAAGGGGAUGGUUGUGAGGGACUGGGCCCCACAGGGUGCAAUACUGAGUCAUAACUCGGUGGGUGGGUUCGUGACUCACUGCGGGUGGAACUCGGUGCUAGAAGCGGUUUGUGAGGGAGUGCCGAUGGUGGCGUGGCCUCUGUACGCGGAACAGAAGCUGAACAGAGUUAUCAUGGUGCAGGAAAUGAAGGUGGCUUUGGCGGUGAACGAGUCGAAAGAUGGGUUAGUGAGUUCAACCGAGUUGGGGGACCGGGUCAGGGAGCUGAUGGACUCGGACAGGGGAAAAGAGAUUCGGCAGAGGAUAUUCAAGAUGAAAAUGAGUGCGGUGGAAGCAAGAAGUGAAGGUGGGUCUUCUCCUAAUGCUUUGAAUCGGUUGGCUCAUUUGUGGAAUACUAAUGUUAUGAUUUGAUGCCUCAUUUUCGCUACUACUCCCUCCGGUCCUAUUUAUAAGCAGCAAAAAAAAAUUCACAUAGUUUAAGAAAUGUAGUUAAACUAGAUAAAAUGCAUUAAAUUUGUCUUGAAUCAAAAUAAACUUCCAAAAUUACCCUUUGUUAUUAGUAUUGGAAAGUGGGAAAGAGAGAGAAUAAUUAAUGAGGCACAUUUUACAAGUUAGAAUUAAUAAGGGCAUCAUUGGAAAAAAAUAAUUAAUAUAGCUUAAACUUUCAUUUGGUUCUUAUAAAAAGGACCAAGAUUUUUCUUCUUUUUCAUGCUUAUAAAUAGGAACGGAGGGAGUAUUAAUGAUUGGCGAACCCAGUUUCAAAAAAAAAAAAAAAAUUGGCGAACCACCCUCUACGGUAUGAGACACAUGCUAUAUCCACCAUUGUAGUGGUUUUAGAUGGCCAUAUAAUGUGCUUUAAUUUGUUAAAUUUCCAUUUUGUUACAGUUCAUAAAAAAAUGAGUGUAGCGGGUGUCUAUUAAAUGACAUGAAUCACAGUUUCACCUUA
Messenger RNA from Lotus japonicus, 2036 nucleotides. RefSeq names its product isoflavone 7-O-glucosyltransferase 1. Gene Ontology annotation, molecular function: UDP-glycosyltransferase activity. The transcript has a single exon. The record is from RefSeq and is a predicted model, not a curated record. The coding region runs from base 50 to 1501 and encodes 483 amino acids. NCBI's taxonomy places the organism in Eukaryota, Viridiplantae, Streptophyta, Magnoliopsida, Fabales, Fabaceae.